GGGGGUGCUGGUGUGAGUGAAUGUGUGCGACUCAGCGAGGGUGCAUGAAAUUGGAUGUGGUCUUGGAAGCAAGUAGGAGCUGACAGGAGCUGAAAAAGACAAGAGAAAAAGCGAAAGACAGCUACUGCCAAAGUUACAUGCAUUACGUGCACCAUUGGAUCAUAGCUGUUUGGGUUUAGAUCCGCUCGAUCUGCUGUGGAGUUUCAAAAUCUGCAGGCUGUUUCCCUGGAAGUGUUGUUUUUAGGUCAAGGACUGUUUUCUUGUGGGACAUUUUCUAUUUUGGAUUAUUUAUUCACUGUACUCCAUUCAGGUGGAGAGUUUAACUUUAGUGGAGAGACUACAAGUAACUGCAAAAGGCCCCAGCGUUUGGCAAACUCGUUCCAAACCGAUCUGGUGCUCGAUCUAUUUAGUAAUUAUUCUGCAGCAGCAAUCAAAUGAAAACCCUGGCAAUGCAAGAACAAACAGUAAAUCACUAUUCACCUUUUAUUUCUAAGAGCAUAUAGUUUUAUGCAUGCUGCUCAAUGUAAAAACUGUCUUGGUUCCGUGGGUCUCUGCAGAAGAGACAGCAAUACAAGUUUGCAGUCUCUCUAGACUCCAGUUGAAUGCAUUAAUAGCUUAUGGCAGUUCACUCGCACUGCAUCUUAUUUUUUUUUUAAUUUUACAUAGAUGUUGCAAAUGGUCUACUGUGUUAAUCUGAUAAUCUGUGCAAAAUCUGCACGGUGUCUUGGCAAUGUGUUACUUUCCAAAACUGGGUGCAAUCCCUUCGAAUUUAAGCAGCAAAGAUAAACAAUAAAACACAGCCGCGCUCCAACCUCUGAGCUAUCGUAUGUUCAGGUCCAAACGUACGGGACUGGUGCGGCGACUGUGGAAAAGCCGUGUAAUUGCGAAUGGGGAGACGGGAGAUGGCGGCAGCAGGAGCAGCGAUGAGUGGCUGGAAGAGAUGGGCAGCCGAACUCCUGAAAAGGUUGUCCGAUCAGAGAUUUAUCCAGCAGCAGGGCUUAACUGCCCAGGAAUGGUGAGGGGCUUGGAUAGCCACCGACCAGGCAGGAGGACUGCUGGGCACACUGUGGACCAAGAGGAUACUGAGGAGGAGGAGAUGUGUACCCGGAGUCCGCGGGAGGAGGAGUCGUCCCCGCGGUCGGUACUACGGGAGAAAGAAGGCACGACGGUGACUUGCUGCUUAUUUAAGGAAAGGGACUCCUUGACUUCCCGGCGUCUCGAUUCCUCUCGUGGGGACGUUAAUCACCUGCAGCUGGAGUGUGACCAUUCGUCCGGUGGCAGGGACCUAGAUCCAUCAUGCUGCCUGCGGCAAGGUGAUUGGGAUGCCAGGGCCCAUGUUGUUGCGGAUCAGGAGCUUAAGUCGGCCACAUAUUCCUUGUUAAAGCGCCUUAAGGAGAGGGCGCUGGAUGUGCUCCUCGAGGCCGUGGAGUCGAGGGGAGGCCUGUCGGGUGGCUGUGUGAUGGCGUCCCGUGCUGAGGUGCGCCUUGGUAACGGGCAACUUACAGCACCGCCGCACUUCCUGCUUUGUAAACUUUUCCGCUGGCCAGACUUGCAGCACUCCGGUGAACUCAAGUCCUUGUGUGAGUGUCAGAGUUUUGGGUUCCUGGACAGUCCUGUUAUCUGCUAUAACCCUCAUCAUUUCAGUCGACUCUGUGGCCCAGAAUCUCCACCGCCUCCAUAUUCACGGCUUUCUCCAAAUGAUGAGCAAAAGCCACUGGAUAUUUUGGAUUCAACGCUAUCAUACACUGAAACAGAACCUACAAACUCCACAAACAUCACUCCUGGGGAUUUUUCAGAUGUCAGUAUGUCACCUGAUACCACAAAACAGACUCAUUGGUGUAAUGUUGCUUACUGGGAACAUCGGACACGUGUGGGGCGCCUUUACACAGUGUAUGAACCUUCUGUCAGUAUAUUUUAUGACCUACCUCAAGGAAAUGGCUUCUGCCUUGGACAACUUAAUCUGGAAAAUAGGAAUGAGAUUGUUAGGAGAACUCGAAGUAAAAUUGGUUAUGGGAUAUUACUCAGUAAAGAGCCAGAUGGUGUUUUUGCCUACAAUCGGAGUGCCCAUCCUAUUUUUGUAAACUCUCCAACAUUGGACAUUCCCAACUGCAGGACAUUAAUUGUUCGCAAAGUGAUGCCUGGCUAUUCAAUCAAGGUCUUUGAUUUUGAGAAGUCAUGCCUUCUACAACACAAUGCUGAUCUGGAUUUCACAGAUGGGCCUUAUGACCCCAAUAGUGCUCGGAUCAGCUUUGCAAAAGGCUGGGGUCCAUGUUACUCAAGACAGUUCAUAACAUCAUGUCCUUGUUGGCUGGAGAUACUGCUCAAUGUCAACAGAUAACAGUCACCUUCCAUUAUUGGAAGAAUGGUGUAGAAGCAGACUAUUCCAAAUAUCAUCUACCUAGAUUUAAUAUAAAGUUUUAUAUAUUAUAUGGAAAUAUAUAUUAUACUUGUAAAUAUGGAGUCAUUUUUACUGCGUAAUUAUUUAUGUACGGUGCAAUGUGUUAUAUCGACAGAAAAAAUGCACUUUGGAGUCUAUAAAUUCUUUCAGUACAGAUUAAAAAGUAUACAACAAAAUAUGAAGUUAAACCUCAGUUUUGAUGUAUAGUUUUUGGAAUACUAUUAUUACUCAAAGACAAAAGCUAAUACCAGUCACUCAUUGAUAAUAAAGUGUUCACAUUAUAUCUGAA
This is a messenger RNA of Protopterus annectens (West African lungfish), 2687 nucleotides long. It is a transcript of the gene SMAD6, whose product is annotated as SMAD family member 6. Gene Ontology annotation, biological process: SMAD protein signal transduction; BMP signaling pathway; cell differentiation. Gene Ontology annotation, cellular component: heteromeric SMAD protein complex. The coding region runs from base 827 to 2338 and encodes 503 amino acids. The transcript is spliced from 4 exons. Gene Ontology annotation, molecular function: I-SMAD binding; transcription regulator inhibitor activity. Lineage: Eukaryota; Metazoa; Chordata; Ceratodontiformes; Protopteridae. The record is from RefSeq and is a predicted model, not a curated record.